Molecule: messenger RNA, 4971 nt
Organism: Fusarium verticillioides 7600
Lineage: Eukaryota; Fungi; Ascomycota; Sordariomycetes; Hypocreales; Nectriaceae
Exons: 1
Coding region: 1354-4317 (987 amino acids)
Molecular function (GO): S-adenosylmethionine-dependent methyltransferase activity
Source: RefSeq, a predicted model, not a curated record
CGCGUUGGGAAAAAACGAGCGCUACGGAGUACCCGUUAGUGAUGAUGCCGAUAAGGUUGCAUCGAAAUUAUAUGCGCGCUUGCUUGUACCGACGGCAUCUCGGCCCCCGCAGCCAAGAGGGAGCGGAUGCUUACUGAGCCAACAUCAUGAGCCUCCUUGAGAUCGUCGUGAAGCCGACCAUGACCUACGUCACUUGUAUCAUAUCCAUAAGUCACUUGUUCAAUAUUGUGAGUUGGAUUUUGGAUCGAAAAAUAUCAAACAGUCACCUCACAUCUCGGCGGUUGCCUCAUCUCACGACGUUUGAUCGAUCAAACCAUGGCCUGCCAAGCUGGCCAUCCUCAUUUCAUCUUGAACUGUCUACGGCCAGUGAUCUGUCCAAACGAGGCUACACUCAUUCAAUGACAUCCGAGUUGUUCGGAAAUCGCUCCUUUCGGCCAGCUCUGUUGCAUGACUUGUAUCAAUCGAGCGACCUCAUGGCCUCUUUGUUCAUGCGCUCGGGCAGUGCAAUCACAAAAUGUUUCUGCAUUCAAGCAACUGGGGGGAUGCAGGCCAAGAGGCAGUCCUGGCAGUUAGCCGCCGAAGAAACAACUUUACGGCUAAUUGGCCCUACAGCGGUAACAAUGGGCCAAUAGUCUCUCACGCCUGUAACUGUCAUCACAACUUUCGCGCGCGCAACAGGUUCUACCCCUGUCAAUCGCUGUCAGCCAAAAAUAGAAAAACACGAUUAUGCUUCCUAUUGGCUAUUUGAGCAUAUUAGUUGUUCGAUAGCGGGGAUCAACCGACCUAGUGGCCGGGCAUGGAUGUUACCUUGAUGCAACCUCUUCCCGUCUUGUCUACCGCCAACAAAGUUCACAUAUCUCUGGUAGCCUUGUGUGCCAGUCAGGUUCUCCAGCAGCAUAUUGGCGCUCCCAUGCCCCGCCUCCACCACGCUUCAUGUGCGGCACGCUACCAUGUCUGUCGACGCAUCGGCCCACCUAGACGUGGAGUUGGGAUGUGCUACUGCAAGUGUGUGCCGCCCAACUCAUUCUAAGUCCACACUUCGGAUAGCCGCUCCAGCGAGUAUUGGCGAUUCUGGACCAGUUCUCGGGCUUUAAGACCAUGAAAAUCCCCCGGCCAGGAGUCUGGCCACCUUCUUCCGCAUUCUCUUCUUUCUGUCUUCAGCCUUCCGUGCUGUGUCACUUCGCAGAUCUGCAUAGAGGCUUCGUUGAUCGAGGCAUCCUGUCGUUUUCACACACUUAAUACUGACGCCGGUCGUCGACCAGAUCUUACUAUAACGACUAAUACAUAGCCUUGUUAUUGCGUUGAGCCCCCGGGCACGAGUCAGAUAUCGGGAAUAACUGGCAUAUACGCAACAUGGCUGAUACACAAAACCGAUACUACCCCCUGGACUCUUCGCUGGCACGGAAGCACAGGGGGAGACUUAAUCCUAUAAUUGAGGAGGAUAGCGAUGAUGGUAUGGUUCAAAACGGGGGUCGCAGGACAAGACGCACAGGCAAUGCCCAACUCAAGAUUGAGGCAUGGCUAACACCGAUGAGCGACCACUUCCCUACACCAAGAGGAAUGAACUAUCUUUCUGCUCCUAUUCUCCCAUCAUCACCUUCAACCGACUCGGCUGCCGACACUUCACCAACCACAUCCAGUAACCCCUGGAACCGCCAUAGUGUCGCCACCGAGGCCACGGAGUUCGAGGAUCUCUACGAUGUGACUGAUGAUGAAGAGGAUAUGCUCAAGCGAAAAGCGUCUGCUAGGUUGAGGCAGGUCCCUACCAAGCAACCGACCCCGCUUGUCAUUCCAGCAACACGCGAUAACUCUGUUGAGACGUGGUCUGCUGUGGACAAUAUGAAGAAGUCGAUGACUUCUCCAGUUCCUCUGACUCCUUCCGUCAAACUGACGAUGUCACCUGCUCAGAUGGAGUUCAUGCAUGGGCAACAUGCAGCAGAGACACCUACCAUGUCAGCUCCCCCAUCUUUGGAUGGGAGUUUGACUUCUGAACAGCUCGCGGCUAUGAGUGCCCCGCCCACACCCAUAAUCGGAAAUGAGGAUUCAAAUACCGAAGAUGCUUGGGCUGGUGUUCAACUACAACCCGGCGCUCUCGCUACCCUUCAUGCCCUUGCCAGUGGCGAGGAGAACCUCCAUGAACAGCCAUCUCAAGUUCUUGAGGUGCCUGAGCAACAUUCUGUCCAGCCAACUGUUGAGAUGCGACAGCAGCCAUUGCGACUCAUCACCAGCUUCCAGUCGCAGCCAGCUAUCAAUAGGGCCUUCUCUCCUAACCCCAACCGUCAGUCCCUUGCAGACCUGACAAAGCUUGAUAUUCCAUCUCCAGGCGGUUUCUUCUCCGGUCUAUCUCCACGAAGCCGAAACACAUGGCACAUGCCCCCCAAGUCCCCCGAGGAUAUGCCACCACCUACGUCCACCACCGCUGAACAGUUCUACCGGUGUCCCUGGAAUAUGGAUGCUUCGGUUCCCCCUGUCCCUAAGCGUAAGGAGCUCGUUGAGGAUUUUUAUCGCAGUGUCAGGUUUACACCCGCCCCCACUGGGUCCAUCGUUGAGCAAGUCGUUGAGCUGAAGGAGGAGGAUGACUUCUCCGACGAUAUGCCCACUGCCCGACCCGUCUUCGAGCACAAGACUGCUCCCUCUACUAUCGAGUCCGCCAACACCCCAGCUUCACCCCAGGCUGAGGAUGCUCCCACCGAGAUUGUGGUCGACUACGAUCCUGAGUAUGCUCGCAAGCAACAAAAGGAGGCUCUCUCCCAUUUUGAUCGCACUGAACUUUGGCUCAUGGCCCAACGAUCUUACCUUCGUGGUGUCCAGGAUGAGUCAACCGAGGACGAUGGGGGGCUCAACACCAUCACUGAGGAGGCUGAGGAGGAGAUUGAAGCUCCUCAAAUUCAAACUGAACUUCCUCCCCUCAAGGUUCAGCCAGAAACUUCGAUUGUUCCUGUCAAGAAGAGCGUUCGUUUCUCCAGCCUUGUCUCAACUUCUGAUCACCCAAAGCGUCUGCCUUCCAUGCUCGUCCGCCGCGAGUCUGCCUACUAUCGGGCAUUUCAAGACUACAUCAUCCGCAUCCAGCGCCAAGAUGUAUUUGUCCACCAGCUUGCUCGAUUUGAGGCCAUCCAGGCUCAGCGUGUUUCCCUUAAGGAGUCUCACCGCAACCAGCUUCUUGGCAAGUACCAGCUCAGUGUCGUUCCCCAGUCCGCCAAGAAGAGACUCAGCGCCAAUGUUGCUCGUGGCGAUGAUAACAUCAUUGAUGACCCUGAGAAGCUCCGCCGAGAGAAGGAAGUUGAGGCCAUGAACCAAAUGACCGUUGCUGCGUGGCACGUUGCCGCCAUGAAGAUGCUCAACGGUGGUCGCCUCAUUUCUGCUCCAGUGACCAAACGACUGGCUCGUCUUUCUCGCGCAGCCCCUGGACAUGGCAGCACUACUCGCGAGCGCGCUAGAGUCCUUGACUUGGGUGGGCAGACUACCUGCGACUGGGCGUGGCACUGCGCGCUCCAGUACCCCAACACCAAGGUCUACACUGUCACAAACAAGUCCAUUCGUCAACUUUCCAACUGCAAUGUCCGCGGUCCCCCAAACCAUCGACAAGUUGCUGUUGAGAAGUUUUCUCGUCUCCCUUUCCCAGACAACCAUUUCGAUCUCAUUUCUGCCCGAGAGCUUCACAGCAUCCUAAAGCUUUUUGGUGAGAACGGGGAAGACGAGUGGGACACGUGUCUCAAGGAGUGCAUGCGCGUUCUCAAGCCUGGUGGCUAUCUUGAUUUCUCACUCUUGGAUUCAGACAUCAUCAACGCUGGUCCCGUUGGGCUGGCAAAGAGUGUUGAGUUUGGCUUUGCCCUUAAGACCCUUGGUUAUGACCCUAAUCCUACCAAGCUUUGGCUUGGUCGCCUGGCCCGUGCCGGCUUCCAAGACACUCGCCGCAUUUGGAUGUGUCUGCCCAUGGGUGCCAGGCGAAAUAUGUUCAAGCCUCCUAGCCCUCCUUUGAAGGAUAGCCCUAGUGGCCAGGAUGUCAAGACCUGCCAGAUGGACGCCAUGGUUAUGGGAAGCAGUGAUGAUAUUGCUAGCGCUUGCAGCAUUGCUGGUGGCUGGAACUGGGAGCGAUGGCUCCUCCGCUGUGAGAUGGAGAAGGUUGCUGGUGAGCUCCGGCUCGCCGAUACUACUACUACUGGAACUGCCAUGGAGGAGGCUGGCAAGUGUCUGGAUGGCGUUGCUGCCGUGUUCGAGGAGGGCCGAAACUGCAAGUCCGGCUUCCGAAUGCUCAACGGUUAUGCUCAGAAGCCCAAGGCUGGUACUGAGACCAUCAAGAUUGCUCUCUGUGAGUGAUCUGCUAAACAUUGAAGAUUCUCUUUUGUCAACCCGCACUCGCUCGACAUUUUUCAUACAUACCUAGAUGAAGAUUUAUUUUUUUGGGAUUGGAUGUAGGAAAGGACACAAUAACUAAGUAUGAGAGAUGAUGUUGGGAUGCGUGAUGAUUUCACGCGUAAUGGCGAUUCGUUAGGUCAGGUUGCAUGUGCUUGGCGAAUGGGGUAUGGGAUAUAUCAUGUUAUGUGCUUACAGAUACCAUUGUAAAUAGUACAGAACAUGGUGUUGUGAUCCUCUUUGAUGGAAUAAAGGUUUCUUUCGUAUUAAUAUCACUUGAAUAGGAACGAAAACUAUCGAGAGGAGCAAACACAUUUUAAUUAUAUAGCUCAAAAACAAAGACGCAGUGUUGCUCAAUAAGUCAGGCCAAUAUUGAAAGUAUGUGAGAUUGGUCCCGCGAAGCAAUGGACAAUGCGAACUUGUGUCAUCUCAUCAUAAGCCAGGAAAAUAUCUCCUAGUCUAACCUUGGUAGAUUAUAUGAUAAGGGGAAAAUUAAGCAUGAGCUAUCAUAUCCCAAGCUCGUAUUAGGGGUGGAAAAUAGUUCAUAGAAGUUAUAGUGUUCAUGGAUAUUUAGCAUAACACAUGAUUAACUAUGUUGGAUUAUGCCUUCAAGAAGCU